ACAUCCGCGCGUCUCUUCACGAAAUGCCGUUUUCAGGUGAAAGAGUUACUGCGGCAGAUCGAAAUAGACUGGAAAGUAAAUCCGACGGCGAAGGAGUAUGAGAUUUUAGUGAAUUAUACGUCGAAGGGGAGAACGUUGUGCAUCAUUUACUCAACUAUGUUGUGUAACGCACUCGUGUGCUUUAUCAUGACAUCGAUGAUCUCGCCGAUACUGGACAUCAUCUUACCCCACAACGGCACGCGCGUGAGAAGCUUAGCCUACGACCUCGAUUACGGGAUUGACGUUCAGACCCACUGGCUAUGGUUGUGGCUGCACAGUAGUACGACAUCAACAGCGACUGUAUUAAAUAUCAUUGGCCCCGAUCUGAUGUACGUUACGCUUACCGUUCACAGUUGCUGCCUGUUUGCGAUAGUAAGACACAAAUUGGAGCACGUUGCCGAUUCGAUAAAAAAACACAUCAUGCAAUCUCUCGAGAAUCAUAAUUAUAAUGUUGAAUGCUACGUAAAAUAUGAAGAUCGACAACUAAGAUUAAAAGAGCAAGCUGCUGUCAUGAGAGAAUGCGUCAUUAAUCAUCAAAGAGCAAUACAUUGUGUGCAAUUAUUGCACUGCAUUUAUACGUGGUGUUUCCUCGUCAUAUUAGGCUUAAACCUAAUCAUCAUAAGUAUCUCUGCAGUUCAAUUAGUGAGCAGGCUUGCCCCAUUCCAAUGGGACGGAAUGGCGACAUGCGUUAUGUUUAUAUGUGGCCAACUGAUUCACUUGUUUUUUCUUAGCUUAUUGGCGCAAUAUCUGCUGGACCAAAGCUCGAACGUUCACGAAUCAACGUAUUCAUGCUUCUGGUAUAAUAUGCCUGUCCAGAUACAGAAGGACAUUGUACUGAUCUUGAUAAGAAGUCGUAUACCGUGCAAGCUAAUGGCUGGAAAACUAUUCGUAAUGUCGCUGGAGAACUUUUGUACGAUACUGCAGACGUCAAUGUCCUAUUUUACAGUGUUGGCAUCUUUCCGAUAAGUAUUUGCAUCUUCUUUUCACUGAAAUAACUAACGUCUUAUGCACAUUUAUAAAAUU
Molecule: messenger RNA, 1062 nt
Organism: Temnothorax curvispinosus
Lineage: Eukaryota; Metazoa; Arthropoda; Insecta; Hymenoptera; Formicidae
Product: odorant receptor 13a-like
Exons: 7
Biological process (GO): detection of chemical stimulus involved in sensory perception of smell; sensory perception of smell
Cellular component (GO): plasma membrane
Molecular function (GO): olfactory receptor activity; odorant binding
Source: RefSeq, a predicted model, not a curated record